Messenger RNA from Symbiodinium natans, 1566 nucleotides. NCBI's taxonomy places the organism in Eukaryota, Dinophyceae, Suessiales, Symbiodiniaceae. The record is from the annotation of a GenBank genome assembly.
AUGACCAGCCAGGCAAAGUUGCGAGUCUGCCGCACAACCGUGGUGAUCUUAUGUAGCAGUCUGGCUUUGACUUUCUUCUUCUUGAGUUCCAAUGUCUUCGGGAUGAUGGCGAGCAAAGUUCACUUGCCGAACUUGCUUUCUGAGUCUCUUGGCAAAGUGGGCCAUGUCUGCAACGGUUCUGUUGAAAGCUCCAAGGGGAAUUGGCGUCCAUUCAACAGUUCUUCUUCUUCGGACUCUUUUCGGGCUCCAGUGUAUCCGCUGUACGACCUGUGGACUGCAUGUGGUGACGAAAGCAGGCGGUUCUUAAAGUAUGAACGCAAGGACGACUGCACUGUUUUGGACUCAAUGGAAGCUGCUUCCCGCCUUGGCAACCGCUCGAUUUAUUUUGUUGGUGACAGCCUGACUGGAGAGCUCUUCUACAGCAUUCGAUGGCUGAGGCGCCGUGUGAUUGUCUACAACAGCCUGUGGGUACAGCCAUCCUUCGGGACUGCAGUGACGGCACUGUCCUGUUCGCAAGGAUGGGAAGGAACCUACGAAACUAACAAUUGGCUACUCGAUUCCUUACGGAGGUAUGCGGGUUGGGAAAAGAGCAGGAAAGCUGCAAGAGAAACAUGCGGGAUGGUACUUCUCCAAGAUGCUUGCACACAUUGUGGCUUGCCCACAAUAUGGCGAACACUGGCUUCGGCGCCGCCACGGGAGAGUGACGUGCUCGUGGUGAAUUUGGGCACAUGGUACAACAUGGGUCCCGUGGAAGAGCUUGAGCACUUGCUGUCAUUCUUGGACACCUUGAAGUUUCCUGAAGAGCUGAGCGGUUUGAAGCUGACAAGCUGGAUCAGACAUCAGCUUCACCUGGCCAACUUCAACACAGUUGACAAAUGCGGAGGAAGACGGUUGCGACAACAACCUCGAAUGACGUGUUCAAAGCAUGGCCUUUUGGCGGUGGACUAUGUGCAAGGUCUUUUUGCUUUGGCAGAAUCUUUCCUCGAGCACAGGGACCUCUUGCCCAAAAACAUUUUUUGGGUGGACACGCCACCAAACCACUUCGCUGACAACAGCACGCCUGAAAAGCCUGUCCCAGGCUGCUUCCCGCAUGGCCAGUCACCUGCUUCGAGGCUCAUCAAGCAGUGGAGAAAUCGCAUCGCUCAACGUCUUUUGCCUGCGUUGCUUCCUUCAGCUUUCCGCAUCCACGGUGCCGAGAUCCUGUUGGAUUGGUGGAAUGAGUCCCACUGGAGCCCUUCAGACUGUGUACAUUUCUGCCAGGGAACGCAAGGCUGGAAUGAACAUGUGGCAAAUGUCCUCACAACGAUUGUGAACAAUUUGCCGCCAGAUACGAACACCAUGCCUUUCGCCCAGCCUGCCCAAGAUGACCCGCGCAUGAGGUUGGUGGCUGCGGUGGACCGCUUCUCUUCAAGCGGACGAAUGUCCUUGUAUACGAUCAUAGCCUCGUGUUCCAUUGGCCUGCUCACGUUUACGGCGUUUUGUCUCCGACUUUGGAUCCAAGUGUGCUGCACAAGACACAGGGUGUCCGUUUCCCAGAACGGCUUCCAGAGUGCCUGCGUUGGUUAA